Daphnia magna is the source of this 795-nucleotide messenger RNA. RefSeq lists its product as uncharacterized. Lineage: Eukaryota; Metazoa; Arthropoda; Branchiopoda; Diplostraca; Daphniidae. The coding region runs from base 1 to 561 and encodes 186 amino acids. The record is from RefSeq and is a predicted model, not a curated record. The transcript is spliced from 2 exons.
AUGGCAAACCAAAUGAUCGAGAAUCACCUUAAAGAUGUUAAUCAUGUGUCCAUGAUUCACGAAAAUUUGUGCCGUCAAGGCACAAACUUUCGUGAAUGGAGUUAUAAACUUAAACUGAUACUCCAACAGCUAGGUCUACUUGGACUCAUUGAAGCAAGAGUUGAGCAUACUCAACCCGAUGAGAUAAGAGACGACCCAGAUAAUCCAGAACUUAUCACGAAUGCUGCUCAAAUUGAUGUAUGGAUUCUGAGAGAUGUCACGUGCAGAAAUUAUAUUUUUGCCACUCUCACGAGACCAAUGAAGGAAGGUCUCUACUCCUGUGAUACGGCAGCAGCGAUGUGGAUGAAGUUGGACUCACAGUAUCGACUUAGAGCAGCAGAGAACUUGCAUUUCUUGUGGCAAGAAUUUUAUGGCUUCACUCAUCAACCUGAGGAUGACAUGACAACUCACAUGCGAAAGCUUUCAUGCGUUGCUGACAAACUAAGAGAACUUGGACAACCUCUCCAAGAGAUGCAACUCGUGACUAAAGCCCUGGCACUUCGAAAAAUUCAGAAUCGUUAGAUCUGUCUGGGCCAACGUCCCACUUGAUGAAACAACGUCUUCGUUCAGAAGAGAAUGUGGUUAAAUCCUAUGAAAGACCUGAUGGCUCCAGCCAAGCCUUUGCAGCACGAAGUCACACACGAGGGAGAGGUCGUGGAAAUAGACGAGGUAGCAGAAUUUACCAUGGAGUCAGCAACGGUUUUGUAAUCCAACACUCAUCGCGUGACGAAAUUCGAUGCGGUUAUUGCCCACACU